AUCGGAAGCGAGUGUGUGUGUCGCGCGCCCGAGUGUGUGUGUGCGUGUGUGAAUUCCUCGCGAAAAUCGUCCGCACCCUCGCACGUUCCCGCCGCGACUCGCGGGGCCGAGUUAAGGACGGAAGGUGAGGUCGCGCGUUCGCAUUCGCGGCCUUGAAACUCGACGCGUGGCCGAGCGGAUCUUUCCGCUCGCUCGCUCAGCUUGAGAAUUGGUUCGACGCUUUUUCGAGGAAGCUGCCCCGUGUGUGUGGGUUCGGAUGUCACCGCUGUCUGUCAACGCGUCGCGCGACGUUCUCGACGCGUUCCAAGAGCGCGCGUUAAAUCGCACGUCCGAUUGUUUACCCGGAACGGCCGCUCGAUAAAUGGCCCUUUUGAUAGAUUGACGUCACGUUUACAUUCUAACGCCGGUUUCGCGGGCCGGUUCGCGAGACAGCUGCGUGGUUCGUCCGCUGGACGUCCGAUUAUUUGAUCACACGCACCUACGCUUUCGACGGGAGAACGUUUGUUUUAUCUCGUCUUCCGCCUCCCGUAUCGGGAGGGUAUUAUCGUUGAUAACCGUUUGUCGGCCGAGGACAAACGGACAUUUUGCACCGAACACAGCGCACGCAGCGGUGCCGCACGUUGAAAUUUAACGCCGUCGACAGGUCCUCGAGCUUUCGCGAUUCGAGUGCUGCGUGAACGAUCGGAAAUCAUCUCCGUCGACUCGUCCACUUUCUCCGACCCGCUCAUUUUCGUCUCGAGAUCUAUUCUCUUUGGUAGAACCGGGUUGAAUUAGUACGGUACAUAAUUUCAGUUAUAAUUCCGGUAUGAUUCGAUAUUACACAAUUUUGUGGCGAUUUUUACUACGACGUUUUCUCCGCUUCAAUGUGCACGUAAGUUUCUUCAAUUAACGCAGCCAGGUCGGUUAAAAUGAACAGACCAUCGGUCUCGAUAAACAUUGCUGAAGAACAUCGAGCUCACGUUAAAUUCUGCAUCGAGUGGCACCUGCCAGUGUUAGGUGAGAAUCUACCGCGUGCCGAUGGAACUAUUAUACCUGCAGACCAUGCGGCUACGUGGAUGUGUUCUUUUUAUGUUACCUGUUCAAACGAACAGGCGUGAAGGAGAUUCGCGAUCGGCUAAUCUGUGCAGAUGAUCAGCGAUAAAAGCGCACAGCGAAUGGCGAAGGUGUUUCUUCACCCGAGGAAACAAGACGGAAAUAAUUUACGUGGUGAUAUCGAGGAGAAGAGAAGAGAGAAACAUUAUCGGCGAAACACCUGUGCGCGCCGCGAGAGCAAACCGGAGAAGGACGAUCAGGGUAGCGCGAGACAGUCGAGCUCGUGGGUGACUCGCGAAGCACGGCGCCCGCUCGAUGACCGCCUUGCCUCGUCGUCGAGAGGACAAAGCCGAGGACGAGGCGAACAGUGAGUCGCAUAGCGACGAACGUCCCCGUCGUGGCCGAUGUCGUGCGCGAGGGCGUCGGGAGACCAGCAGCGGCAAACCAGCGACACGCCAGCGAGCAGUUGAGACGUCCUCGAGGGUGAAUCGGGGACACCCGCGGAGCCGACGGAAGCGUGAGCGACGCGAGAUCAUGCGGAGGAGCAUCCUCUGAUCCAACUGCGUCCGGAGAAAGGCGCGACCUUGACAAUAUGAUGUGGAAGGCGAAAUGGUCGCGCUUCACCGAGUGUUUCUGCCGAAGACCCGGCCUCGUUCUGGUUCUGCUGCCGUGCCUGUUGAUCGUCACUCUCUACCUCAUCUCCGAGGACGACUACGAGUACGAAGUGCAGUAUCCGUCCUACAAGUCGUACAACAUCGCAGAAGGUAUGGUAGACGGCUACCUCGUGUGGAAUCCGAAAUGCCACAUGGUGUCCAAAGAGCCUUUGGAUCCGUCCAUCGUGAAGUUCGUGAGGAAAGAGAAGUUGGAGAAAUGUCCGAACAAUCUCAUCUUCACGCAAAUUUCGAGGGAGCCUAACGGUAGCGCGUUCCUCUCCCUUGACCCCGCCAUAACGAAUUUACACAGCGACGUCGCCUGUUGCUGGUCGUCGGUAGUCAGGCCGAAAUUGGACAAGCCGAAGAAAGACGACUACGACUCGAAAAUAUCAGUGAAGCAAUGUGAGAACUUCACGGGGCAAGUGUCGUUGCCGGCCGAAGUCGAGGUGGUGUACGUGUCGUGCAGAUCGAAGACGGCGAAGAAGCCUGCGAAGGUGAAGGCGAAAGCGAAGCAGACGACGAAGACGGUGUACGAGAACGUCCACGCGGUACUGAACCCCGAGAAGGUGCGCGACCGCGUCGACCACAGCGUCAACCAGUCGGACACCCCGAGGAAGCUGAGCGUCCUCAUCCUCGGCAUCGACAGCGUCAGUCGGCUGAAUUUUUACAGAACCAUGCCGAAGACCGAGAAAUACCUGCGCGAGACCGGCUGGAUCGGGCUGAAAGGCUACAACAAGAUCGGCGAUAACACGUUCCCGAACCUGAUGGCGAUCCUGACCGGCCAGAACUCGCAGCAGGCGUACUCGAGGUGCAAGCCGACGGUCGCCUACAAGCUCGACAAUUGUCCGUUCCUCUGGCACAACUUCCGGAACGCCGGCUACGUGACGGCCUACGGUGAGGAUGAGACGGUACUCAACACGUUCAACUACCUCAAGGUCGGCUUCGUCGAGCCGCCCACGGAUUACUACCUGAGACCCUACAUGUUGGCCAGCGAGAAGCUGCUGAAGGUGAAGAAAAGAUUCAACAUGAAGUACUGCACCGGGCCGGAGACGAGCUUCGAGCGGAUCUUCGACUACGCCGUCAACUUCGCCCGCACCUUCGUCGGCGUGCCGUAUUUCGGCUUCUUCUGGACGAACACCGUCAGCCACGACAACAUGAACGGCAUCUCGUCGAUGGACUCGCGGGUGCUGCAGCGGUUCGAGCUCCUCGAGCAGGAGGCGGUGCUCAACGACUCGAUGGUGGUCUUCCUGAGCGACCACGGCAUGCGCUGGGGCGCUAUUCGCAACACCUUCGUCGGCUGGUACGAGGAGAGGCUGCCGUACAUCUACGUCUGGCUGCCCGAGUGGUUCCGCAGGGAGAACCCGGAGGCGCACCGGGCUCUCGAGAUCAAUCAGAAUCGACUGACCUCGCCGUACGACCUCUACGAGACCUUCAGGGACAUCCUCGGCUUGGCGGCCGAGCCGAGCGCCGGCUGCGCCACUUGCCAGUCCCUCUUCGCGCCUGUUCCCAGAGAGAGAGGCUGUCAGGACGCCGGGGUGGCGUACCACUGGUGCACCUGCACCGCCUUCAAGUCGGCCAACCUCCACGACAGGAUCGUCACCAACGGCAUCCAGAAGUUCCUGGACCACGUGGAGAACAUCGUGCGCAACUACAAGGACAAGAAAGGCCGCCGGCUGUGCGCGCGACUCAAGCUGAAGAAGCUCCACCGGGUCGACCGGGUGAUCGACUUCGGCACGGAGAACUCGGCCAGCGUCGCCUACCUCUACAUGCUCCAGACGACGCCGGGCAACGGCAACUUCGAGGUCACCAUCAGGUAUCACGGCAACGGCAAUUACACUCUGUCCGACAGCGAGGUCAGCAGGAUCAACGCUUACGCGAUGAGUGCCCGGUGUCUGAAUCGCGGGAUGAAACAGUACUGCCAAUGCGUCAAGCAUACGUAGUGAACUCGUCGAAGCCGGGGUCCCCGCACGACCUGACGUCGCGUCGAUCGAAACUUUGUACUUCGUUAGUCCUUCCACGAAUCGUUCGUCGCGCCGGAACGGCCGAGUUCUUCCGGGGAGAUCGGACGAAUCGGUCUUUCUUCCGAGAAGAACGGCUUGUUCUCGAGCACCGAGAACACGCGUUUAACGGAAAACACUCGGAAAGAUCUCGGCGGAGCUUCUCGGUGAGCUCUCACGACGCGCCUUUUCCGCGACGAUCGAUCCGACUGAAUUCGCCCGCCGGUCGAAGCUCACGCAUCGCCGCCUCUGCGCCAGCUCUUGAGUUGCCGAGUUCUCAAUCGCAUAUUUGUGUUGAUGUGCUUGGCAAGAGGUAUCGAAUGCACAUAUCAAGCGCACAUAUCGAUCGUCUCAAAGCCGGAAACUGAGCGGUUACACACGUGAAAAGUGGUUGCACACUUUAGCGCGACUAGAUUUCCCCCGUCGUGGCUGCGGUAGUAGCCUGGAAUUCCAGUGAUGAACGACAAGUGCUGAUUCGAUCGGUCGGUUCGGGCAGUGCCGGUGAAUAGAGACGGCUUCGUCGACACGACGUAAUAAGAUCGUCGAUUCUUGACGAAUGGGGAUUAAACGCCCAGCUACGCGCCAGAAAUGCUAUUUCGAUUAGCCGGCGAGUGACACCUCGCGUUUCGCGCGGAAGAAAAGACUCGGUUCCUGCAAUUGAAACGGGGACGAAGUGGAAACUCGGCGACUCGGGAAAUGAAAAAUUCGAUAACGAGAAAUGAUAUGUCACCGUCGCGUUCGUGAGAAUAUUUUCAGCCGCAUUAAAACUCAAUUGGGACAACUCGGGGGGCCAGUUGAUCGAGAAACCUCCUACGGAAAUCUUUCUGUUCUUACACAUACAUACGUACGCGCACGGUCGGCAAAUUAAAGGUUGCAACGCAACGCUCUUCUUCCGAUGAAUUUCACGAUACAUCUCGUAUCCAACGGGAAAAUGUAUCUCUUGGGGGUUACUGAAAAUAAAUUCUCUUAUUGGACACGGGAUGCGUUGCGAAACUCACCGAA
Messenger RNA from Dinoponera quadriceps, 4684 nucleotides. RefSeq lists its product as uncharacterized. The coding region runs from base 1625 to 3625 and encodes 666 amino acids. The transcript is spliced from 5 exons. The record is from RefSeq and is a predicted model, not a curated record. NCBI's taxonomy places the organism in Eukaryota, Metazoa, Arthropoda, Insecta, Hymenoptera, Formicidae.